Messenger RNA from Porites lobata, 1081 nucleotides. NCBI's taxonomy places the organism in Eukaryota, Metazoa, Cnidaria, Anthozoa, Scleractinia, Poritidae. The record is from the annotation of a GenBank genome assembly.
AUGCCUUGGAGGAGACCACAUGGACAACCUGUCAUCGUCGUCCGUGUAAGUUUGAAUAAACGAUAUGCUAUUCUAUGCUAUCAGCCACGUGACAAUGCGUGGUUGCGGCUCAAUUUACCUGAAGUACCUGAGGUUCGUAUCGGAGGAGAAAUAAUUACGUGUCGUGGUGACGUAUUUUUAAUUUCCGACAAAGGGUAGGCCCUUUAUCGUUUUCGGUUGCCAUCUACCUGCUUGGUGCAAAAGCAAUUUUCAUCCCCCGGAAAACACGUGGUCGAUCAAUGUAUACGAUGCCUGGAAGUUCAGAUGCAUUGGACAAGAAAAAACCCCGCGUCUAAGUUCGCAAAUUACGACCUCGCUCUUCGCCACUGGGGACGUUUCGCGAGGAGGAACGUCUCCUCCUCGCAAAACGUUCCCAGCGUCGAGGAGGGAGGAAACGGCUGUUUUCGCAAGCAACGACCUACAUAAACAAAUUUUCCUUGCAAACAACGAAUUUUACGCCUUGGCUUGUGAAUCAUCUUGCGAAUGGUGUUUCCAGACUAGUCGUGAGAAUGGAAGAUAUCCAUUAUUAGUGAACACCUUUUGCUUGAAUUUUAAACAGCAUGAAUCCUUCGUGGCGAAGUAUCACGCUGAAUCAAACUUUUGGGACGAAGUAGCACCAUUUCCUUUGGGCUGGAGAUACGGAAUCUGCAUUGUAGCCAAAGACAAUUUUAUUUAUUUUCUCGGUGGUUCUAGCCGUGAGGAUGGGAAGCUUCUUGCGAAAGCUGGAAGAUGUGACCUCCGUACAAACAAGUGGGUCAAGAUAGCUGACCUUCGAAGGCCGAGAAUGUUCGCCUAUGGAGCUUAUGCUUACGGGAAAGUUUUCAUUGUUGGUGGAGAUGCACGAGUCGAUGCGCGAGAAGUAACGAGUGUUAAAGCAUAUGACGAACUAACAAACAAAUGGCAUUUGGAAGCAUCCAUCACCAUGUGGCCUUGCCCCUGUUUCCCGAAAGUAGUGUGUGUUGACAAAAGGUUGUUUGCUCUACACCAGCAUAUUAGAGAGUAUUUCUUGUACGUUAGAUGCUAUGACUGGGACAAUAAUUCA